GCCAGGCGCGGACGACGCCGGCGCUGAGGGGGCAGGGAUCUCCAGGGGGCCGUUAGCAGCCUCUGGCAGCUUUUGCAUAUUCAUGAAGCCGAACGAGGCGGGCCGCCCGGGCUUGACUUGGAGAGGUUAUGAAUUAUUCAUGAGUUUGACUUGUUAAAAGAAUCUUGAUACAUUACUACAAUGGCCACUGCUCAGCUCUCUCGCUCUAUCAAAAUUCACAAAGCAUCUAAGGAAACAGUUUUUCCAUCCCAAAUCACUAAUGAGCAUGCAUCAUUGAUAAUGGUGAAGAAACUUUUUGCUACUUCUAUCUCAUGUAUAACAUAUCUAAGGGGCCUGUUUCCAGAGAGCUCUUAUGGAGAACGCCAUUUGGAUGACCUCAGUUUAAAAAUACUUCGAGAAGAUAAAAAAUGUCCGGGGUCACUGCAUAUUAUCAAAUGGAUUCAAGGCUGUUUUGAUGCUUUGGAAAAGAGAUACCUACACAUGGCAGUACUUACACUUUACACAAAUCCCAAGGAACCUGAGAAAGUGACUGAAAUAUACCAGUUCAAAUUCAAAUACACAAAAGAAGGAGCCACUAUGGAUUUUGACAGUAAUACAAGCUUCGAAAGUGGGACAAACAGUGAAGAUGUUAAGAAAGCCAGUGUUCUACUGAUCCGCAAAUUGUACAUACUAAUGCAGAACCUUGGACCCCUUCCUAAUGAUGUUAUACUUACUAUGAAACUCCACUACUAUAAUGCAGUGACUCCUCAUGAUUACCAACCCCCUGGUUUUAAAGAAGGGGUAAAUUCACACUUCCUGCUGUUUGAGGGGGAGCCUGUAAACCUGCAAGUGGGAUUGGUCUCCACUGGCUUUCAUAGCAUGAAAGUAAAAGUCACAACUGAGGCCACCAGAGUGUCUGAUUUGGAGAACAAUCUCUUUCAGGAGAACAGCACAACUGAGAUUGCCCAUCAGGGUCUAGACUUUGAUGAGGAAGAAGAAGAAUGCAGCAAUCAUGUAAGACAAAGCUUUAGUGAGACUCUGUUGCUUCAGUUAAACCUAGCUAACAUUUUCCAGUUCCUACACAGGUUAUAUCACAGUAACAGUCCAAUGGAGUAUGCCAGGUAUAAAACCUAAAACAAAACUAGCUUCUGACCUCAGGGAGUCUUUACUGUAAAAAUGUACUGUCUUCAAGAAGGGAAUAUACUUUGUUAGAUGAAAUUGUCCAUUAUGAGGAGAAGAAAAAGACUUUCCAAUAUAUGAAUUUUAUAAAAGGUACCCAUGAAUUUCUUUCUUCCAUUUAUAGGUAACAUUUUUAGGAUUUAAAAAAUAUUCUAGGUAUUUAUUCAUACUCACUGGAAGUAUAAAUAAGUUCUUGAUUACUGGGAUAAUUGAGUGGUCAGAGGUGGUGGAAAAGAAGUUACAGAUAAUCUCAAGUCAGAGUGAAAACAAAAUGAUAGUCAACUGUUGGUUAUGUGGACAGAGACAAGCUUUGGGCUAGGUCCCUGGGAAAAGUCAGGGAGCUUGUUUGGAGCCACUGGAGCCAAAUAGAUAGGACUCAGCCCUUUACCUUCCUACUUUCUCCAGUAGAGACUAGAGUUGAGUACUUGCGAGGGCCCCACUGUGUCCUAGGUAAAUCCUGUCAUCUAGAUAACAAAGUUUAAUGUGUGUCAACAUUGUAUUAAAAGGAUUCUGAGCUAUACAUAAAGGGUUUUUAGAAUACUUAGUGGGAAGUGAUGCUAUAAAAUCUUUUCAGGAACUAUUUUCAGACUAGGAUGCUAAUUUGUUUGCCUGAGAUAGUUUGAGUCUUCCUUAAAGGGAUAACUAUAGUAAAUAACUUUUGAAUGUUCUUUCUGAUUCUUUAAAUCUGGUGUAUUUCAUAUAUUGAAAGAGGUCUUAUUUCAAUUAAUAUAAAUAAUAUAACCAAACAAGAUUUUUUUUCCAUCUUUAGUAUUUUCACAAUGUCAUACAUGUUAAUGGCUUUAGAGUCUGAUGCAACUUUCUUCUGAAUCUGUUCAAGGAAGAUAUAGCUAACAUAGGCUAGUUUUAAAAAAAUAAAGGUUU
Prionailurus viverrinus (fishing cat) is the source of this 2040-nucleotide messenger RNA. It is a transcript of the gene HORMAD2, whose product is annotated as HORMA domain containing 2. The record is from RefSeq and is a predicted model, not a curated record. Bases 181 to 1113 code for a protein of 310 amino acids. The transcript has 10 exons. NCBI's taxonomy places the organism in Eukaryota, Metazoa, Chordata, Mammalia, Carnivora, Felidae.